This is a messenger RNA of Cynara cardunculus var. scolymus (artichoke), 4309 nucleotides long. RefSeq names its product abscisic-aldehyde oxidase-like. The record is from RefSeq and is a predicted model, not a curated record. Lineage: Eukaryota; Viridiplantae; Streptophyta; Magnoliopsida; Asterales; Asteraceae. The transcript has 9 exons. Gene Ontology annotation, molecular function: FAD binding; oxidoreductase activity; 2 iron, 2 sulfur cluster binding. Bases 25 to 4170 code for a protein of 1381 amino acids.
UCUCACACUCCUCGCUUUCCGUGGAUGGAUUUGCACCACCUACAGCCACCGUUCAUCGGAAGAACAACAAUGGAAGAUACCCAACGUACUUCUACAACACCCACAGAAACAGUCAAACAGAAUCAAAGACUGGUGUUUGCUGUGAAUGGAGAACGCUUUGAGCUGUCUACUGUCGAUCCCUCAACUACACUACUUCAGUUCUUGCGUUCUCAGACUCGUUUCAAGAGUGUUAAGCUCGGUUGUGGUGAAGGUGGUUGUGGUGCGUGUAAUGUUCUUCUGUCCAAGUUUGACUCCACGCUCAAACAAGUUGAAGAUUAUACAGUGAGUUCAUGUCUAACACUUCUUUGCAGUGUGAAUGGGUGUUCGAUCACUACAACCGAAGGGCUUGGUAGCAGCAAAGACGGAUUUCAUUCCAUUCACCAACGUUUUGCAGGGUUUCAUGCGUCUCAGUGCGGCUUUUGUACUCCAGGGAUGUGUGUUUCACUCUUCUCAGCACUUGUCAAUGCAGAAAAAACCCAUCGGCCAGAAGCCCCUCUUGGUGUAUCCAAGCUCACUGCCUCAGAAGCCGAAAAGGCAAUUUCUGGGAAUCUCUGCCGCUGUACUGGUUAUCGACCUAUUGCUGAUGUCUGUAAAAGUUUCUCAGCUGAUGUUGAUAUGGAAGAUUUGGGGAUUAAUUCAUUCUGGAAAAAGGGCAAGUCUUCGGAUGCCAAACUUCAAAAACUACCAUUUUAUGAUUCAAAACAGAUAUGUACUUAUCCCGAGUUCUUGAAAAAUGAAGACAAUCCCCCACCACUUUUGAAGUAUCAGAAGAGAUCUUGGUAUAGUCCACUUGCUAUGGAGGACCUUAGGAGCCUGUUGGAAUCCAUUUCAGCUGAAAGUGAUGUGAUGGUGAAGUUGGUUGCCGGUAACACAGGCAUAGGUUAUUAUAAAGAAGUGGAGCACUAUGAUAAGUUCAUUGAUCUCAGGUUUAUCCCCGAGCUUUCUACAAUUAAAAGGGUUGAAUCACAUCUUGAAGUUGGAGCAACUGUCACGAUCUCUAAACUCAUCUUGGCUUUAAAAGAAGAAACAAACGAUGACUCAUGCUCAGAAGGGGUAAUGGUGUUCAAGAAAAUUGCUUCCCAUUUAGAGAAAAUUGCUUCUGAAUCCAUCCGAAAUUUAGCAAGUUUAGGUGGGAAUUUGGUGAUGGCACAGAAGGGGUUUCCUUCAGAUAUUGCCACAGUACUUCUUGCUGUGAAAUCAAAAGUUGCUGUCAUGACCGGGAUAGAAAAGGAAUUUCUUACAUUAGAGGAGUUUCUGGCAAGGCCUGCUUUAGAUUCAAGAAGUGUUCUUUUAAGUGUUCAUGUUCCAUUCUUGAAAUCAACCAAAAAUGGAUACUUGGAUAAAUCUAACACUAAACUGGUAUUUGAAACUCAUCGUGCUUCUCCACGUCCUCUUGGGAAUGCAUUAGCUUAUUUAAACGCGUCUUUCUUGGCUGACGUUUCUACAUGUGAUAAUGGCGUUGUAAUUAACAGCAUUCAGCUAGCUCUUGGUUCUUUUGGGAUUAAGCAUGCAGUGAGGGCAAGCACGGUUGAAAAUUAUCUUGUUGGAAAAAUGUUAACCUUUGGUUUGCUAUAUGAAGCUCUCAAAUUAAUGAGGGCUGCUGUCUCCCCUGAAGAUGGGACAUCCCAUCCCACUUAUAGGUCAAGCUUGGCCGUUAGUUUUCUGUUUGAGUUUCUCUUGCCGCUAGUGGAUGCUGGUGCCUCAAAUAUCAGCGGUUGCAUUAAUGAAUCCACCUAUAAUUCUCCAAGAGUGACAUUUGAUCAUGGUGAAAGAACACAAUUGUUGUCGUCUGCAAAACAGGUGGUGGAAUCAAGCCAUGAACAUUACCCUGUUGGUGAACCGAUCAUAAAGUCUGGUGCCGCCAUCCAAGCCUCUGGUGAAGCUGUAUUCGUAGAUGACAUCCCUUCACCGUUGAACUGCCUUCAUGGAGCAUUCAUCUACAGCACCAAGCCUUUGGCAUGGGUAAAGGGUGUUAAAUCAAAGUCCGAGAAAGAUUUACAUGCUGUUGUCUCAUUUCGCGAUAUUCCAAAAGGAGGGGUAAACAUAGGAGCUAAGACCUUUUUUGGUCCAGAACCUUUAUUCGCUGAUGACCUUACUCAAUGUUCUGGUCAGCGUAUAGCAUUUGCGGUUGCAGAUACACAGAAGAAUGCAGAUGUGGCAGCUGAUACGGCCAUAGUUGAUUAUGACAUUAAAGACUUAGAACCACCCAUAUUAACCGUUGAACAGGCUGUCGAGAAAUCGAGUUUUUUUGAAGUCCCUUCAUUCCUAUAUCCAUCACAUAUUGGUGAUUUCUCUAAAGGAAUGGCUGAAGCUGAUCAUCACAUCCACUCUGCUGAGAUUAAACUUGGAUCACAAUACUAUUUCUAUAUGGAGACACAAACCGCUUUGGCUGUCCCCGAUGAAGACAACUGCAUGGUGGUGUACAGUUCGAUUCAGGUCCCGGAGUUUGCACAAAGUGUGAUUGCACAGUGUCUUAACAUUCCUGAAAAUAACGUUCGUGUGAUUACCAGAAGGGUCGGAGGCGGCUUUGGUGGCAAGGCAAUUAAAGCUAUGCCCGUUGCAGCAGCAUGUGCACUUGCAGCACACAAAUUACGUCGCCCUGUGAGAACAUAUCUCAACCGGAAGACAGAUAUGAUACUGGCGGGAGGAAGACAUCCGAUGAAGAUUAAUUACACUGUUGGCUUCAAAUCUAACGGGAAGAUCACAGCUCUACACCUCGAUAUUUUACUCAACGCUGGGAUGGCUCCCGAUAUAAGCCCUAUUAUGCCAUGGAAUAUGGUGGGCGCACUCAAGAAGUACGAUUGGGGUGCUUUUUCGUUCGACAUUAAAGUCUGUAAAACGAACCAUUCUAGUAAAUCCGCUAUGCGAGGCCCAGGAGAGGUGCAAGCAACUUAUAUAGCUGAAGCAGUGAUAGAACAUGUUGCGGCUGUGCUUUUGAUCGAUGUUGGUUCGGUCAGGGAGACAAAUUUUCAUACGUUCGACAGCCUUCGGUUAUUUUAUGGCAAUGAUAGUGCUGGGGAGCCGUUAGAAUAUACCUUGCCAACUAUAUGGACUAAGUUGAUGAGGUCUUCAAAUUUUGCCGAUAGAGUUGAAAAGGUAAAGAAGUUUAAUCAGAGUAAUAAAUGGCGAAAAAAGGGUAUUUCUCAAGUUCCCAUUUUGCACGAGGUGUCAUUGAGGGCGACACCAGGGAGAGUGAGUAUUUUACGGGAUGGAUCGAUUGUGGUUGAAGUUGGUGGUGUCGAGUUGGGUCAGGGGCUGUGGACCAAGGUUAAACAGAUGGCUGCAUAUUGUCUAAGUGAGGUUCGAUGUGAUGGAGACGAUGCGCUCUUGGAGAAGAUUCGAGUCAUACAAGCGGACACGUUGAGUAUGGUUCAAGGGGGGUUUACGGCUGGAAGCACGACAUCGGAAGCAAGCUGUGAAGCAAUUAGACUUUGCUGCAAAGUUUUGGUCGAAAGACUCACACCUUUGAAGGAAAAGCUGCAAGAUCAAGCAGGUUCUGUUAACUGGGACUUCCUUAUUCUGCAGGCUAAUUUCCAAUCCGUAAACUUAUCAGCUAGUUCCUAUUUUGUACCCGAGUUUACAUCCAUGAGAUACAUCAAUUACGGUGCUGCAGUUACUGAGGUGGAGGUUAAUCUUCUGACUGGCGAAACCAAAAUCUUGCAAUCAGAUAUCAUAUAUGAUUGUGGGCAGAGCAUGAACCCUGCUGUGGAUUUAGGACAGAUUGAAGGGGCUUUUGUGCAAGGAAUUGGGUUUUUCAUGCUUGAAGAAUAUCUUACAAACUCGGACGGGUUGGUGAUCGUGGAUGGCACGUGGACAUACAAGAUACCGACGAUUGACACCAUACCCAACCAACUCAACGUCGAAAUACUAAACAGCGGACAUCAUAAAAAACGUGUUCUCUCCUCUAAAUCUUCUGGCGAGCCACCGUUACUUCUUGCAGUUUCCGUUCAUUGUGCAACUAGAUCCGCCAUUAAAGAAGCAAGAAACCAACUGCGUUCUUGGAAGGGGUUAGAUGAUGGUCCCGAGUCACUGAUCCAGUUAGAUGUUCCUGCGACCAUGCCUGUGGUGAAGACACUGUGUGGGCUCGAUAACGUUGAGUUCUACCUUCAAAGCUUGUUACCCGGUUCUUGAAAACGGUACAUUUCUUUACUAAUAGAAGUGGCUAGUUUUGGCUUUGUGUUCUUUCUUCAGGUCGAUCGAUAUGUACUUUGUAUCAUCAAUCAGUAAACAUUGCAAUAAGAGAGAUAGAAUAAAAUCGAUCUUUUCCAUC